This is a messenger RNA of Caenorhabditis remanei, 795 nucleotides long. RefSeq lists its product as uncharacterized. The record is from RefSeq and is a predicted model, not a curated record. The coding region runs from base 1 to 795 and encodes 264 amino acids. The transcript has a single exon. NCBI's taxonomy places the organism in Eukaryota, Metazoa, Nematoda, Chromadorea, Rhabditida, Rhabditidae.
AUGGCGUUCAAUCGCCCUGCUCACAAACGGAAGCUGACUUCUUCGGAUGAUGAUCUUCCUCUUCAAUUUGUACCAUAUUCUGCGUAUAAGGAACUCCACAACCAAGUUGUCGCCCUCACCUCCCUUGUAAACCAGCUGCGCGGAGCAAUAAUUGAAUCGGGACAAAACAAGUUAGCUCUGGAAGUGGCCGAAUCAUGCGAACAACUUUCUGAUAUGUCUCCUCUUGCCGAUCCAAUCUUCCAGCACCAUUUUUCCUCCACCGAUUCUCCUGCACUCGUCGAUCCGCCUUCGAAGUUCCCGCCAGUCACAGCACCUAUUGCUCCGGUCGCCACAAUCAACUCUUUGGACAUUGCUCGCGAAGCUGCCAAGCUUCUCGAUAAAUCUACGCGAGUUGUUAUUGAAAGGAUGCCGGACAUCCAUGACAACCCGAAACAGGAAUCUGAGGAUCUCGACUUCUUCCAGAAAUUAGCCACUGCCAAUCGUCUUCCAGCUCCCAAGAAAGCCCACCGACACCAAUGUUCUUCGAAGUUCCGUCCUCUUAAACUACAAUUCGACUCUUCUACUGACCGGGACAUCUUUCUUCAUGGCUAUCACAAAAUCCGAUCAACUGACAAAUCUCUCCUGGAUAUCGUCACCAAGCCCCGUGCUCGUCGUGAUCUGACUAAACCGGAACUUGAAACUCUCCGCGCCUCACGGAAAUUUUGCUAUGAUCAGAAUAAAAUUGCCGGUGAAUCGAAAUACAUUAUGUCGGACAUCAAUUAUAAACUCAACUUGAAGCCUCGUCCUUUUAUGUAA